AUGGCAGCCGACGUUUGUGCAGAACAGGAUGAAGAAAGGAUCAGAUCAGUGUUUCCUGUGUCAUCAUUACCUCCUGAAAUUCAUUUGCAUAUUUUACAGCAUUUACCGCGGUGUGAUAUCGAUAAUUGUAGAUUUGUUUGUAAACGAUGGAAAGAAAUGAUCGAUUAUAACAUUCAUUUGCUCAGAAAACAUCUGGUUGAUGUGCUCGAACUUCGAGAAUGCAAAUCUCGAUUUGUUCUCAAUUUAAAAUCUUGCAAUAUUUCAAAAAGUUGGACAUUCAAUAAUUGUACUACAAGUCGUAUUUUGGGAAAGCGUAAACUUACUAAAACUUCUGAUAUAUUUAACAAUGGAAAUGGACAACAAGAUUAUGAUUUUGAACAACAACAACAACCUGCAAGCAAACUACCUCACUUGUUAAUAUAUAAUAUGGAGCAAACUGUUUCUCCAAGCUCAUAUUUACCUGUAUUGGUACCUAAUAUUAUUCAUCAAAAUAUACCACAAACCGAGGAUUACGGUGAGCGUAAACAACGUGAACAUACGCCAUCGCAAUUACUUUGCGAACGAUUAGCAAAAUGUUUCCAUGAAGCUGAUAUUGAAUUUUUGCGAUUAACUGACAUGCGAUUUACAGAUUGUUUUGUAGAUCGUUUGACUGACGCCUUUAAUGGAAAAAAGAUUUGUUGCAAGAAAUUAGAAAUUAUUAUGUGCAAACUCAAUUAUAUAUCUCCUGAAAAAUUUCAUCAAUUUCUUCAAAUGAUUAAAUGUGAGAGUUUGUCUCUAAUGUGGCUACGUGGUAAUAACGGCCAUAUAAGUAAUUCCCGUAACUUUCUCUCACGUUUUCUCGAUCUUGGAUUUUUAAGUAUUCGUGCUGUUACUCCUCAAAUAGUAAUUGGGGAUGAUCAAUUUUUGAUAGAUUUUUUGAAAGAUAAAGCUAGAAAAUAUCCCCGAGAAACGGUGCUUCAGUUAGAUUAUUCUUCAAUUACUACCAGUGGCUUUUUUCAUGCUAUCGAUAAAUGGAGGGAAACGAACACACAUUGGAUUGUUAACCUCUGCGUGGUCUCGGAAGUUCUCAGUCUCAGUAAUCUUCUAAGGUAUUUAUCGUUAAAUCAAAGUAAACCUCAGGAAGGUGCAUUUCGGAUUCCUCAUCCGAGAUUACCUAAUGAGGCACUUCUACUUUGGCAUGACAAAGACGGACUUCAUAUAGCUAGCAAUAAAAAACAAUUUCUUGACCAAAAACUGUAA
Messenger RNA from Thelazia callipaeda (thelaziosis nematode), 1239 nucleotides. NCBI's taxonomy places the organism in Eukaryota, Metazoa, Nematoda, Chromadorea, Rhabditida, Thelaziidae. The record is from the annotation of a GenBank genome assembly.